AUGGGCUGCUGCCCGCUGAUAUUGCUCGCCACUUCACUUAUCGUCUCCGUCGUCGCCGUUGACACUUGUUCAAAGUCGAAUUGCCCCAAAAUGAGCACCACCGAGAGAACUUUCAUCGCUGUCAAGCCUGAUGGAGUCCACCGCGGACUUGUCGGAAAGAUCAUCGCUCGUUUCGAGGAGCGCGGUUACAAGCUCAUCGCUCUUAAGCAGAUCACUGCUUCCAAGAGCCACCUCGAGACCCACUACCAAGACCUCAAGGACAAGCCAUUCUUCCCAGCUCUCAUCGAGUACAUGAGCUCUGGACCAGUCGUCGCCAUGGUCUGGCAAGGACUCGACGUUGUCAAGCAGGGACGUGCCAUGCUCGGAGCUACCAACCCGCUUGCUUCGGCCCCAGGAACCAUCCGCGGAGACUUCGCCAUCCAAACCGGACGCAACAUCUGCCACGGAUCCGACUCUGUUGACUCUGCCACCCGCGAGAUCGCUCAUUGGUUCAAGCCGGAGGAGAUUAACGACUACGCCAGCCCAUUCAUCAACUCCUGGGUUUAUGAAUAA
Molecule: messenger RNA, 552 nt
Organism: Caenorhabditis bovis
Lineage: Eukaryota; Metazoa; Nematoda; Chromadorea; Rhabditida; Rhabditidae
Source: the annotation of a GenBank genome assembly